Messenger RNA from Penicillium cosmopolitanum, 636 nucleotides. RefSeq lists its product as uncharacterized. The transcript has a single exon. Lineage: Eukaryota; Fungi; Ascomycota; Eurotiomycetes; Eurotiales; Aspergillaceae. The coding region runs from base 1 to 636 and encodes 211 amino acids. The record is from RefSeq and is a predicted model, not a curated record.
AUGUCAAGCGUACCGUUCAACGCCGACCCAGACUCCGGUCUAUCAAAGAACCACGAUCCAUACAAACGAUCCCACACUACAACGAAGACCUGGACAAUCGGCACCUUCUCGACGGGAAUUAUCUCCGCCAUCAUAGGCGGAGCUCUCCUAGGCGCAUACUUUCGCGAAGCGUGGAACAAUUGCGAGGCCGCACGCGAGAAACUCGGCGAUGACAAUUUUGAUAAUGUAUCCGAGGAAGACUGUAUGGGACCAGGCCAGUUAUUUUGGGCUGGUGCGUUCUUCAUCGUGGUGUCUUGUGUUCUGGGUGUCUGUUUUGUCGUCUUCUUGAUACUUCAUUGUACCCGUCGAGGCCGCAGGAACAACCCGGGAGUGAUGUAUCACAGCGCUCCUAUCGUCGAUCAGAAUUACGCUCAGCCUUACGAUCCAUAUGCUGCGAGGCUCGCUGGCCCGCCGCCUGCUUACCCUGUGUCGGUGGCACAGUACGAUGCUCAGUCGAGUGCUCAGUCUAAUUUUCCGAUGGUUCAAGUGAACACACCAUCACCAUCACCAUCACCGGUGCCGGAGCCAGAACCAGCUCAUUACGAUCCGAAGCUCCAACAUCCGCCAAAGGAGAAUGCUCCUGAUCGAUUUGCGUGA